AUGCCUAUGUUUGUCAUCAUUGUACUUUUUUUUAUAUAUCAUAUUGUAUGUAUUUUUCUACCAACAGAGGAACGUGUGAACAAACUCAGAGAGAGAGAGAGAGAGCAAAGUGAACGCCGCAUGAAUGUGAAGGGAACAGAGAAAAAAAAAGUCCUACCAGAGUGUGUUUUUUUUCCCCCACUUUUGUUUUUGGUUUUUGUUUUUACUCAAAGAAAGACAGUUUACUCUCCUCCAAUGAGAACAGACAGCCCGGCUCAUCGUUUUCAGGGCAGUUGUCUGGGGGGGGGGGGAUAUGAUUGUGUGAUAAAAAAAAAUGGCUGA
This is a messenger RNA of Xyrichtys novacula (pearly razorfish), 321 nucleotides long. NCBI's taxonomy places the organism in Eukaryota, Metazoa, Chordata, Actinopteri, Labriformes, Labridae. The record is from the annotation of a GenBank genome assembly.